GAAUCAUUCACCCACAGUUAGACAGAUUAAAGCGAUCUCUGUGCUGGAUUGAACAGUGCGGGUCCCCGAUCAGGUUUACAGCAGAUGAAUCGGUGAUCAUCAGAAUGAAGAAGAGUGUGGAGGUGAUGAAGAAGAUGUGAUGGCCUCCAUCUGAACAGCAGCAGCUCACACAUCGAGCGCAACUUCGCUGUAUCAUCGCUCGGUUUGGGAAAAUAUCUGAUUGUGGGCGAUACGCUGCUGAGUGUGCUGUUAUGAGACGUCUGUGAGCUGAUGGCGUGUGUUCUGGCCGUCCGGGCGGUCAUGCCUCCUCCGUCUGACAUGGUGAAGGUGGCCAUCGAGUGGCCCGGAGUAAACGCUCAGCUCAUCGAGAUCGACCAGAAGAAGCCGCUGGCGUCCAUCAUUAGAGAAGUGUGUGAUGGAUGGUCUCUGUCCAGUUCAGAGCAGUUCGGCCUGCGCUACGCUGACGGACCACAGCUGUACAUCACUGAGCAGAACCGCGGGGACAUUAAGAACGGCAGCAUCCUCAGGCUGGCCAUCUCUCCUAUGCGAGCGGCUCGACAGCUGCUGGAGCGCAUCCAGUCUCAUGGAAUAGACGCGCGUCUGGAGGCUCUGAAAGAGCUGGCCAAGCUCUCCGCUGACCCCAGCUUCGCCACAGAGUUCAUCCACACAGAGGGCCUGGGGACACUGGCACGGCUGGUGGAGAGCGGCACACAUUUCGGGGAGAUGCUGGCCUUUACCCUCACAGCGUUUCUGGAGCUCAUGGAUCAUGGCAUCAUGUCCUGGGAUCUGAUAUCGGUGUCCUUCAUCAAACAGAUCGCAGCUUACGUGAACCAGCCCAUGAUGGAUGUGUCCAUCCUGCAGCGCUCCCUGGCUAUCCUGGAGAGCAUGGUGCUGAACAGCCACAGCCUUUACCAGCGUGUGGCCCAGGAGACCCCGGUGACCCAGCUCAUCACACACCUGCAAGUGUCCAAUCAGGAGAUCCAGACGUACGCCAUCGCCCUCAUCAACGCCCUGUUCCUCAAAACCCCAGAGGACAGACGCCAGGAGAUGGCGAGUACACUAGCUCAGAAACACCUCCGCGGAAUCAUACUCAAUCACAUCAUCCGGGGAAAUCGACCAGUCAAAGCUGAAAUGGCUCAUCAGCUGUACGUGCUGCAGGUUUUGACCUUCAACCUUCUGGAAGAACGCAUGAUGACCAAAAUGGACCCGAAUGACCAGAAACAAAGAGAUAUCAUCUUUGAACUCAGAAGAAUUGCGUUUGAUGGAGACAGUGAUCCCAGUGGAACAGAAAAGAGGAAAGCCAUCUACACUAAAGACUACAGGAUGCUGGGCUUCACUAAUCCUGUGAAUCCUGCUAUUGAUUUCACUCAGACACCACCAGGAAUGCUGGCACUAGACAACAUGCUUUACCUUGCCAAAGUGCAUCAGGACACGUAUAUAAGAAUUGUUCUAGAAAACAGCAGUCGAGAAGAUAAACAUGAGUGUCCAUUUGGUCGCUCUGCCAUUGAGCUGACGCGCAUGCUGUGUGAUAUUCUACAGGUUGGAGAACUGCCAAAUGAAGGGUGUAAUGACUUCCAUCCCAUGUUUUUUACCCACGAGCGUGCUUGGGAAGAGUUCUUCUGCAUCUGCAUACAGCUGCUCAAUAAGACAUGGAAAGAAAUGAGGGCCACUGCAGAGGAUUUCAACAAGGUGAUGACGGUGUUGCGAGAACAGAUAACUAGAUCUCUGGCCAUGAAACCUCCGUCUCUGGAGCAGCUACGGGUCAAACUGUGCAGUCUCAGCUACUCUGAGGUCCUGCGUCUGCGUCAGUCUGAGAGAAUGAGCCAGGAUGACUUCCAGUCGCCCCCUAUAAUUGAGCUGCAUGAACGGAUCCAGCCGGAGAUUCUGGAGCUGAUCAAACAGCAGCGACUCAGUCGUCUCUGUGAGGGCAGCUGCUUUCGCAAACUUGGCAACAGACGGAGACAAGAGAAAUUCUGGUUCUGCCGUUUGUCGUUGAAUCACAAGGUCCUGCACUACGGAGAUCUGGACGAGUCUCCACAGGGCGAAGUGCCCUUUGAACUACUCACCGAUAAGAUUCUGGUGUCGGACAUUAAAGCAGUGCUGACGGGGAAAGACUGUCCGCACAUGAAGGAGAAGAGCGCACUCAAACAGAACAAGGAAUUGUUAGAGUUGGCAUUUUCCAUCCUCUAUGAUCCUGACGAGGCUCUCAACUUUCUGGCAACCAACAAAUACGAGGUAAGUCUCAAAAACACCACUAAAGUCACAGUUCUGUUGGAAAGGAAAGAGUUCGACGACACAGUUUAGUUAAUUAAGACAAAUUAUUACAAUUGUAAUACG
Molecule: messenger RNA, 2337 nt
Organism: Carassius auratus (goldfish)
Lineage: Eukaryota; Metazoa; Chordata; Actinopteri; Cypriniformes; Cyprinidae
Product: engulfment and cell motility protein 2
Exons: 20
Coding region: 271-2304 (677 amino acids)
Biological process (GO): actin filament organization; cell motility
Source: RefSeq, a predicted model, not a curated record